Lates calcarifer (barramundi perch) is the source of this 1969-nucleotide messenger RNA. RefSeq names its product leptin receptor gene-related protein. The coding region runs from base 139 to 534 and encodes 131 amino acids. Lineage: Eukaryota; Metazoa; Chordata; Actinopteri; Centropomidae. The transcript is spliced from 4 exons. Gene Ontology annotation, biological process: late endosome to vacuole transport via multivesicular body sorting pathway; negative regulation of growth hormone receptor signaling pathway. Gene Ontology annotation, cellular component: endosome. The record is from RefSeq and is a predicted model, not a curated record.
GCUUUAAGACCGUCACCUGACGACAAAGAAGGAUCCGAUGGAGGAAGCAGGAAGUUCGUCUACCAAGAAGGGGAGCACAUAAACAAUACCAAGAGAGCAGAACAAAAGUUAAACAGAAAGUUUCACACAUUUAUCGCAAUGGCCGGCAUUAAAGCACUGGUUGGUUUGUCCUUUAGUGGUGCCAUUGGACUGACAUUUCUCCUGCUGGGCUGUGCACUGGAACAGUAUGGGGUAUACUGGCCACUCUUUGUACUGAUUUUCUACAUAUUAAGCCCCAUCCCGACCUUCAUAUCCAGACGCCUCAGUGAUGACACUGACUCCUCCAGCAAUGCAUGCAGAGAGCUGGCCUACUUCUUAACAACUGGCAUUGUUGUAUCAUCAUUUGGGCUCCCUAUUGUCCUAGCCCGCAAUAACACAAUCCAGUGGGGUGCCUGUGGUCUGGUGAUGACAGGAAACGCUGUCAUCUUUCUCACCAUCCUUGGCUUUUUUGUCGUGUUUGGAGGUGGGGAUGACUUCAGCUGGGAGCAGUGGUAGAGUGCCUUUGGACAGUAGACAGACAGAAGGAUGGUUGGAUGGAUGGAGGAUUGGAUGAGGUGGAUAGUUGAAUGGAUGAACUGCAGACUAAAGGGCACGUGUCCUGCACUCAAUGGGGAUGAUGAUCAGGCUGCAAAAUGUUAAAUUUACUGGGCAUGUUAUCAGGCCGAUGUUUAUAUUAAGGGGUAUUUGAGACAACACAGUGUACCCUAUUAUGUGCCUUAUGUCUGAGGACCAGGGAAACACUGACACCUAUACUCCACUUAUGCUUUAACACCAUCACUAUCCACCUUAACCCAUGUAUUUUAGCUUGUCUCGCCUUUGUUUCUACCCCCAAAUCACCCUGUUCAUUGCAGCUGCCUGCUAUUUCAUUAUGCUUCAGUUAAUCAAUAUCAUAAAGGGAUCCUAAUAUUUUAAUGCACACCACGAUGCUCCAUGCAUUAUCUGUCCUCACUGUUGAAGGGGGAAGUGGCUGUACUGAAUUAUGGCUUGCUUAUUAUGAGCACAGUUUGCUGUUUAAAGUGUAAAGGCAGGGCAAGUUAUCUUAAUCCAUGCUAUCUGACAACUAGCUGUAGGACCACCUAAUCAGGUAAAAUAUAUAUAUAUUUGUAUGGAAAUGUGUGUUUUUGCUUUCAAGACUUUAAAGCAUUGCUUUUUGUUUUGGUGUUUACUGUUUACAUUCUCACCAAAGAUCAUUUUAGACUGCAAAAAUUGAGCAUAUUCACCACUGAACUGUAGGUUUUGAUCUGUACUAUGCAGCAACGUGAUCCUCUAAAGUUAGGGGAGGAAUUUGUGCAAGCACUGUUUAGUGUGUAUCAUAUAAAUAAGCAUUAACAGUAUGUUCAGUCAUUGUGUGAACCAUACCCACAUUCAUUUUAUAUUCCUGCAGAUGACAAAGAAUUCAUGAUAUGGAGAAAAGAUCGUGUUGUCAGUUUGUGAAGUAUAUUUUUACAUGUUGAAUGGUGGUUACUGUAGAUGUGUACUUCAUUCUAAUGGUGAGGGCUUAACCUGCAAAUGUAUAAGUCAUAAGUGCCUGUGCAGAUUCUUGAUUGAAAUAUCACUGUGGCUGAGAGUCAGUGGUUUUUGUGUUUCAUCAUCAGGGGCCAUUGAAUUCUGUAAUUAUCAAUCAAUAUUACAUCCUUAUGUUCUGUUUAUAAUCAGCCCCACUUCAGAGACUAUCAGAGAAAUAUUUUGUUCAGUUUAGUGUCUCAUAUUAUUUCUGAUUUGCUUAAUAUCUGAUAUGCAAGUGCCUCACAAAGAAAAACAUUAUACUCUAUGUCUCACAACUGACGUUGAAUAGGAAGAAGCUUUCUUCUUUCUAUCAUGCCUCCCACACUUUAAAAACACUAACAAGUGCUGAAGAGUUCUGAACGGUUAUUUUAUAAAACUGCAUUUUGUUUUCUAACAUUGAUUAAAACUCUGUAUAGUGAAACAA